UCAAAGUUGUAGAGAACUAAAGGAGUUUGCAGAUUGGAUUUUAAGCAUUGGAGAUGGGAGAUGUGGAAGAUCUAUGGAUGGAGCGGAUAAUGUUGAAAUUUCAGAUGACAUCCUCAUAAAGGAGUGAGAUGAUCCCAUAGUUGCUAUUUGUAGAGAAAUUUACCUAGAAAUGAUGAGCGGAAUGAACUGUGACAUGCAAGUUGAAGAUCGAGCUAUUCUCGCACCCACAUUGGAGUUGGUUGAUGAAAUCAAUAGGUACAUGAUGAGUUUAAACCCAACUGAAGCACAAACAUAUUUCAGCAGUGACAAAGCAUGCCCUACAGAGAACAAUAAUGACAUAUUAGCUUCUGUCCACACUCCUGGACUUCUAAACGCAAUUAGGUGCUCUGGGGUGCCAAAUCACGACUUAACACUUAAGGUAGGUACUCCCGUCAUGUUACUUCGAAACAUCGAUCACUCUGCAGGUUUGUGCAAUGGGACCCGGAUGGUUCUCACAAAGCUUGGAAAACACAUAUUAGAAGCAAAAAACAUCUCAGGAAAAAAUGCAGGUCAAAAGGUGUUCAUUCCAAGGAUGACUUUAAGCCCAUCCGACCAUAGGAUACUGUUCAAAUUCCAACGCAGACAAUUCCCUAUCAUGGUAUCCUAUGCAAUGACUAUUAAUAAAAGUCAAGGUCAAUCGUUAUCGAAAGUUGGUUUGAUAUUAAAAAAACUUGUUUUUACCCAUGGACAAUUGUAUGUUGCCGUUUCAAGGGUUACAAAUAAAAAAGGUCUAAAGAUACUUCUAUGUCAUGAUGAUGAUAGAGUUAAGGAGACAGACAACGUGGUUUACAAAGAGGUUGAAGGGAUAUCAAAUGAGCAACAUCACAUAAUCAGCCCAACAUCAAGCUAUUACCAUCAGCAAACAGAUUCAGUAUGUGAAAGCAAGUAUUAA
Molecule: messenger RNA, 931 nt
Organism: Arachis stenosperma
Lineage: Eukaryota; Viridiplantae; Streptophyta; Magnoliopsida; Fabales; Fabaceae
Exons: 2
Coding region: 170-931 (253 amino acids)
Source: RefSeq, a predicted model, not a curated record